Acanthoscelides obtectus is the source of this 3184-nucleotide messenger RNA. Lineage: Eukaryota; Metazoa; Arthropoda; Insecta; Coleoptera; Chrysomelidae. The record is from the annotation of a GenBank genome assembly.
GACCACCCCAGCCUCCGCGGCACGCCCUUGGCGAUGCUGGCAGCCCAGUGCAAUAAGCUGUCCAGUAAAUCGCCACCUCCUCUGGCAGACGCUGCCGUUGGCAAGGGAUUCCACCCAUGGAAGAAGAGCCCACAAGGUGCCCCCUCACCGGGGGCUACAAUAGGGGUCUCGUCGGCAGCCACAUCGAUACCGUCUUCGCAGAGGUCCAACAGUACCUACUCAAGAUCGGUGAUGACCUCCUGCGCAAGUGUGCCCACGACUGCUUCCUAUGGAAGCGACCUGUACUUCCCCGGAGCCACAACUCAACCUGCCACUAGCGACAAUUCCCACUUACACCACCAGAGUUCGCUGUUGGGCAAAGUAGAGCAAGCUGCCACAGCGCAUCACCUAGGCUCAGUCUACUCGAGACAUCCAUACGAAACGUGGCCUUUCAACACAAUGUCAAGCGCAACGCACCAUGGAGGAAUCAAAAGCGACUCGGUAGCGUCAGCAAACGCCUGGUGGGAUGUCCAUUCUACUGCAGGCAGCUGGCUAGACAUGAGCGGAGCAGCUGGGAUGCAUGCUCAAAUGGCUGCCGCGAACUAUUCUACGGAUUACUCCACCUUGACACACUCAUUAGCUGCCUCGAAUCACUUGCUUUCGUCUGGUCAACACUUGUUGCAAGAUACUUACAAAUCGAUGUUACCAGGGGCUCAAAGCGUUGGUGCAUCGUUUGGCCUCCACGCGCCAGGAUCUACUCCUUCACCAACUGGAGGAGGAAGCGGGCUACCUCCUCAAGUACCAUCUCCUAGAUCUCAAAGGCGGUAUACAGGUAGAGCCACGUGCGACUGUCCCAAUUGCCAGGAAGCUGAAAGACUAGGACCUGCGGGUGUUCACCUCAGGAAGAAGAACAUCCAUAGCUGUCAUAUACCUGGAUGUGGGAAGGUGUAUGGUAAAACCUCACAUCUGAAGGCUCAUCUUAGAUGGCACACAGGAGAGCGUCCGUUUGUUUGCAACUGGCUUUUUUGCGGCAAAAGGUUCACAAGGUCCGAUGAACUCCAGAGGCAUCUAAGGACCCAUACGGGGGAAAAGCGAUUUGCAUGUCCAGUCUGCAACAAGCGGUUCAUGAGGUCAGACCAUCUAGCGAAGCACGUGAAAACUCACAAUGGUAACGGAAAGAAAGGAAGCUCGGACAGUUGUAGUGACAGCGAGGAGAACAGUCAAGGAGACUUGAACAACGUUAAUUCUCCAGCAUCGAUGAACCAAACUCCUCCUCCUUCGUCGAAUAUGGGCCUGGAUAUGGUGACAGGGCUGGAUGUGAAGCCUCCUGGGCUAGUUUGAGGCAGGUGGGGCCCAACGCUACUGUAUCCUAGCUACUAACACUAGCGGGCCCCCAACACAGUGAUAUAUUGGUGUAUAUAGGUGUAUAUAGGAGACUGUCAAAGAAUUGAGCUUAUUUGUGGACCAGAAGAAUUAUGGAUAUCUCGUUGUACCACUACCGAACUGUGUAGUUAUAAAACCCCACGUUAAAAAUGGUUUUCUGAAAGUUGGGACAUCCCUUUUUAUAAACAACUGCGCCUUAAAUAACAAAGCUAAUGUGCGCUGAAACCACAGCGAAAAUUAAAAAAAAGCGAAAAGUACUUUGUACACCUUUGAUAAGAACUAAGAAAUAGGGGUAAUAAGAAAAGUACGGUCCUGUCAGAUGUUGCAUAUGUUUUAUCCUGAUGACAAAACGUAACACGUUUUUAUUUGCAAACUUCAGAUGAAGCAGCUUCAUUAACAUUGAAAUAUUUCCAAAUGGAAAAAAUAUUUUUAAAUAGUUAAAUAAAAGGUUGUUUUCAAAAAUGUAUUUUUUUAUUUUUUUUAUUUUAGUAUUUAUGUCAAAUGAAACUAUGGUAAUUAUAAGCUCGGGCGGUCGCCUCGUUGGAUUUAGAAUGACGUCACUUUGCUUAUUGUGUUUCUCUCAUAGAGUCCCUUCAUUGGAUGCGAUUAACUAGUUAAAAGUUCAGUUCCAAGAUUUGUAUCGGCAUUUUCGGAGCUGCCUACUGUGUCCACAUUGACGUUUCUAUAAGCGACCCUACGAGAUAAAUAAUUCUACGCGGUGCAGAAUGACAACAAAAAUGAUCUGCAUACUCUCGCGAAGGUACUGUAAGUGUAAACUCCUGACAAAUCGACAGUUUCGUUUUUGCUAUAGGAAUGUUCUCCUUUAGUCUCAUCAAAUCCGAUUUGCAAACAAACAGCUAAGAUUACGUUCUCGGUGUGUGACGCCUGGAUUGAUUACUGACACUUGUCGUAUCUUCAUGCCUAAUCCUAUUCGGAAUCUGAUAAUUUUUUUACCUUGCGACUUAAGUGUAUAUAUAUGGUACUAUGGAAAUUUCCUUAUCUUUUCAAGAACGAUUCGCAUCUGGGUAAAGAAAAGUCCCAACUUCAGUUAACUUAGAUCACUAGCCCUAGUACAAUAUCAGAAUUUUUCUUUUCAUGUGAUUGUGUACGAAAGUGAUACAGAAUGAGGCAUUUUAUAAUAAUUUUGGUCUAUUUGAUGAAAAACUUGCUUUAAUUGUACAUAUUUAUAUAUAAAUUAUAUUUAAAGAGUACGUACAUAUACGUAAAAUUAAGGUGAUCGAGAAACGUGCUUAUGUCACAUAUCAUCCAUAAAGUUUUUUCAUUUUUAGCUUUUAUAUCAAUAUUCACUGUACUACAUAAUCAAAAUCUAAAACUUGGAUAUUUUGCAUUACGAUUACUUGGUAGUGUGGAAGAACAAAUAUGAAUCAAUAUGUUAUAAUUAUAUCCAACAAGGUAUGCCUGUUCGUCAGAUAUAGCUAUAGAAGUGAAGAAUCAGACGUAUGAAGAAAACAAUGAUCAUUAAGAAGUGACUACUUGUCACUUAUAGCUGCACUUAAAUCCUCUCUCACUGUUGGAAAGUCCUUUUCAAUCACUCCUUAAGCUGAGUGCCGUUUUGACGACCCUACCCCACCUUUUUACGGUAUCGUGAUUGAAUACUUACCUUCUAUAUGGUUGAAGUAGUGCACCUCAACGUCGUAAGUGUUUUCUCUGAUUUGACCGUCAAAUAUUUAUCAUGUUUCUCUUUCUGCCAAAAAGUCUGUAAUUUCUGUACAUUGUAACAAUAUAUAUGUAAAUUAUUGUCUAAGAGCUUUCGUGAAAAUGUUAAAAGAUAUAAAUAUAAUUUUGAAUCUGGACACUACAA